This is a messenger RNA of Aspergillus calidoustus, 966 nucleotides long. Lineage: Eukaryota; Fungi; Ascomycota; Eurotiomycetes; Eurotiales; Aspergillaceae. The record is from the annotation of a GenBank genome assembly.
AUGGCUUGGUCGACCUCCAGUUGCGUGGCUCAAGCCAUACAAUCCAUCCGUUCACCCAUCGCUUUGCGAACCCUUCUCCCCCAACGUUCCGCAGCCCAUGCACAUACCUUUUCCCCCAGAGCAUCCCUAUCAACGACUUUAACACAACGGAAAAAUGUCCGAAGUUAUGCGACGGAGGUCCAACCCUCUGAGGUUCCGCCCGCUGGUGAAAUCGACUUUGAACAUUUUAGAGCCAUGCCUGCCCGAAUCGUUCCUGUAUCGCCCUCAUACUUUUCCGGAAUCCCGAAAUUUUACGACCACCUACUCCGACUCGAGCGUCUGUUGGCGCAGAAUGCAACACUGCCCACUGUACCUUCCGGGGAGGCACCCCGGAAGGCGUGGAUGAAGAUUGCACAAUUCCGUGAACAUCUGGGAGAAGAAGUCCCGACGAAGAAAUACAUGGGUCUGCUCAAGGUUGUUUAUCGACUGAACUGCAUUGACCCUUCUUUGAUCCCGGAAGAAGUCAACGCCGCCCUCCAAGAAUUCGUCCGUCCCGGAAACCCAUUGGGCGAGGCGCCCGCGCCGCGUAAACUCGACGAAUUGGGUCGUGCCCGUGGAAAAGGGAAGCGAAAGGCAUCUAAUGCUGUGGUGCAUUUAGUAGAAGGAGAAGGGGAGGUGUUGGUCAAUGGGAGGACCCUGGCCGAGGUGUUCCCCCGACUGCAUGACCGAGAAAGCGCGACUUGGGCCCUGAGGUGCUCAUCCAGACUCGACAAGUACAAUGUAUUUGCUCGAGUCAGGGGUGGAGGUACGACCGGACAAGCAGAGGCCAUGACUCUAGCGCUCGCACGGGCGUUGCUGAUCCAUGAGCCUGGCCUGAAGCCAAUUCUGCGAAAAGCCGGUGUUGUUACUGUUGAUCCUCGUCGUGUGGAGAGGAAGAAGCCUGGCCACGUGAAGGCGCGUAAGAUGCCUGCUUGGGUUAAGCGAUGA